GUCUUUCCCCCUGUGCCCUAAAAACCCUAGGCUUCGCUCUCUACUCUCCUGCGUUAAACUCGAUGAAAGCUUUUCCUCUCUUUGUGUUUCUGCCUUAAACUCGAUGAAAGCUUUCCCCUCUUUGUGUUUCCAUUCAUCUUCUGCUCAAAACCUUAGAUUCUUCUAUUGAUUCAUUUCAAUCUAUCGAUUCUAUUAUUUCACUUCAAUUGUCAGUGACAUUAAUUCGCAAGGGUGUUUUUGCGUUGUGAUCGUUGUCCGUAGGGUUCUUUCCUUCUUCUUAAGGAUUUUAGCCAUGGAUCUUCAGAGUCUGGUUGUUAUCCUUCAAGGAGCGCUGAGCCCUAAUCCUCAUGAAAGAAUUCAAGCAGAAGAGAGUCUCAAUCAGUUUCAGUACACUCCUCAACAUUUGGUGAGGUUAUUACAGAUUAUUGUUGAUGGUAGUCGUGACAUAUCUGUGCGUCAAGUUGCUAGUAUUCAUUUUAAAAAUUUUGUGGGAAAAAACUGGGCGCCUAACGAGCCUGGUGAUCAGCAGAAAAUUUCCCAAACGGAUAAGAGUAUGGUCAGAGAGAAUUUGCUUCCGUUUAUUGCUCAAGUUCCUCCUUUGCUGAGGGUUCAAUUAGGAGAGUGCCUUAAGACAAUAAUUCAUGCUGAUUAUCCUGAGCAAUGGCCUAACCUCCUCCCCUGGGUGAAGCACAACUUACAGUUACAGGAUCAACAAGUUUAUGGAGCUUUAUUUGUGUUGAGAAUUCUUUCACGAAAAUAUGAGUUCAAGUCUGACGAGGAGCGAACUCCUGUUUAUCUAAUUGUUGAAGAGACAUUUCCUCCUUUGCUUAUUAUAUUUUCCAGACUUGUUCAAUACGUUAACCCUCCACUGGAAGUUGCAGACUUGCUGAAACUUAUAUGCAAAAUAUUCUGGUCAUCAAUAUAUCUUGAGAUUCCUAAGCAAUUGUUUGAUCCCAAUGUCUUUAAUGCAUGGAUGGCACUCUUCUUGAAUAUAUUGGAAAGGCCAGUUCCAAUAGAGGGUCAGCCAACUGAUCCUGAGCAGAGGAAGUCAUGGGGAUGGUGGAAAGUAAAGAAAUGGACUGUUCACAUAAUGAAUCGUUUGUACACACGGUUUGGUGAUUUUAAGCUUUUAAAAGCAGAGAACAAGGCUUUUGCUCAAAUGUUUCAGAAACAUUAUGCUGGUAAAAUACUGGAAUGCCAUUUGAACUUGUUGGAUGUUAUUCGAAGGGGUGGAUAUUUACCUGAUCGGGUUACGAACCUUGUUCUUCAGUAUUUGAGCAGCAGCAUCUCCAAGAAUAAUACAUACCAGUUGCUUCAGCCUCGAUUGGACAUUGUCCUUUUUGAGAUAAUUUUUCCAUUGAUGUGCUUCAAUGACGAUGAUGAUAAGUUGUGGCACGAAGACCCUCAUGAGUACAUUAGAAAAGGUUAUGAUAUAAUUGAAGAUUUAUAUAGUCCUCGCACUGCAUCAAUGGAUUUUGUGAGUGAAUUGGUGAGGAAACGUGGAAAGGAAACCCUUCAGAGGUUUCUUCUUUUUAUAGUGGAUGUUUUCAGGAGAUAUGAUGAGGCAGCCGUGGGAUACAAACCUUAUCGUCAGAAAGAUGGGGCUCUUCUUGCUAUUGGGGCUCUAUGUGAUAAAUUGAAGCAAACAGAACCUUACAAGUCACAGCUUGAAAACAUGCUGGUGCAACAUGUUUUCCCAGAGUUCAGCAGUCAAGUUGGUCAUUUGAGGGCUAAGGCAGCAUGGGUUGCUGGUCAGUAUGCUAACAUCAACUUUUCAGACCAAGGCAAUUUCACAAGAGCUUUGCAUAGUGUGGUUUCUGGAUUGCGUGACCCAGAGCUUCCAGUGCGGGUCGAUUCAGUAUUCGCUUUGCGUUCUUUUGUUGAAGCUUGUAAAGACCUCAAUGAGAUUCGUCCAAUUCUGCCCCAGUUACUUGAUGAGUUUUUCAAACUUAUGAAUGAGGUUGAGAAUGAGGACCUUGUCUUCACACUUGAGACUAUUGUAGACAAGUUUGGGGAAGAGAUGGCACCUUAUGCUCUUGGUUUAUGCCAGAAUCUGUCUGCUGCAUUUUGGAAGUGUAUGCAAUCAGCUGAAGCCGAUGAAGAUGGAGACGAGUCUGGUGCUCUUGCUGCUGUUGGUUGUUUGCGUGCCAUAAGCACAAUACUUGAAUCUGUGAGCAGACUUCCCCACCUCUUCCCCCAGGUUGAGCCUAUUCUAUUGCCUAUAAUGCAGAGGAUGUUGACAACUGAUGGGCAGGAGGUUUUUGAGGAAGUCUUGGAGAUUGUGUCAUAUAUGACAUUUUUUUCACCCACAAUUUCAUUGGAUAUGUGGAGUCUUUGGCCUCUUAUGAUGGAAGCUCUGGAUGAUUGGGCUGUAGACUUUUUUGAGAAUAUUCUGGUUCCAUUGGACAAUUACAUAUCAAGGAGUACUGCACAUUUCCUCACCUGCAAGGAUCCUGAUUACCAACAGAGCCUUUGGAAGAUGCUUUCAUCUGUCAUGGCCGAUAAAAACAUGGAAGAUCAUGAUAUUGAGCCUGCUCCGAAGCUCAUAGAAGCAGUAUUUCAAAAUUGCAAAGGACAGGUGGAUCAAUGGGUUGAGCCAUAUGUUCGAGUCACAGUUGAUAGGCUACACCGAACUGAGAAGGCAUUCUUGAAGUCUCUUCUUGUGGAAGUUAUUGCCAAUGCGCUAUACUAUAAUGCCAUGUUGACAUUCAGUGCAUUGCAAAAACUUGGGGUUGCUACGGAAAUCUUCGAACUCUGGUUUCAGAUGCUUCAACAAGUUAAAAAGAGUGGUGUACGUGUGUAUUUUAGAAGGGAACAUGAUAAAAAGGUUUGCUGCUUGGGAUUAACUUCACUUCUUGCAUUACCUGUGGAGCACUUGCCUGAGCAUGCAGUAGGUCGUGUGUUCCGAGCAACACUUGAUCUGCUUGUUGCUUACAAGGAACAAGUAGCAGAAGCUGCAAAAGAGGAAGAAGCCGAUGAUGAUGAUAUGGAUGGUUUCAAAACAGAUGAUGAUGAUGGGGAAGAUGAUGGAUCGGAUAAGGAAAUGGGAGUUGAUGAUGAGGAUGGCGAUGACGCUGAUAGUCUUAGGCUUCAGAAGUUAGCAGCCCAGGCAAAGUCUUUUCACCCGAAUGAUGAUGAUGAUGAUUCAGAUGAUGAUUUCAGUGAUGAUGAGGAGUUUCAAUCUCCUAUUGAUGAGGUGGAUCCCUUUGUUUUAUUUGCGAACACUGUGAAAGCCAUGUCAGCAUCCAACCCUAUGAGGUUUCAGAAUCUAAUGCAGUCCUUAGACUUUCACUACCAAGCUCUUGCCAGUGGUGUAGCUCAGCAUGCAGAAGAGCGGAGAGUAGAGAUGGAGAAGGAGAAGGCCGAAAAAGCUGCAUGCUCAUAAAAUUAGCACGUCAGUCGAUGCUCUCGAUUGUGUCAGCAUGUAUGUUAGUACUUGAGGGAUGGAUUACAAGUCUUCCCCCAUUUGUUGAUUUGGUAAUGUUGGGCCAGUGUUUGGCUUCUGUUCAAGGCAGUUGAGUGUCUACCUGAUGAACUUAGGUUUAGAUCUGGCACAACACUUGUUUUCUCUAUCCAAAAGAAUGAAUAAAGGAAGCAAGAUAAAGGAGGAGAACAAGAAAUGAGCUCUGUGGUUUUGGUAAUAAACCACAAGUGCACGUUUUGCACUUGUCGUGGCGAGGGUUUUGUCUUGUCUUGUGGUAUUGGUAUCAUGCCCUCCUAGUGCUCAGAAAGCAUCCGGUGGGUUUUAUUCUUUUUUCUGGUGGGGGAAGAUUUGGGCCUUUAUGAGUUGGCCCUCCCUCCCUUUCUCGGAGUGAGUUGAAUUUGUUAGAGAGCAAUUUUCCCAUUUCCGGGCAGGGUGGUUCCGGGGAUGUUUGUCAAUGAACCUGGUCCAGUUUUACUGAACUAGGGGAAGUUGGUCAGUAUACUAUAGAGUGUAUAUUAAUCAGUGAUAGCCCAAGGUGUAUUUAGUGGUGGUGGGGUUUUUGGUAAAAUUAUAUGGGAGCGGAGGCCAGGGGAUUUGCUAGCAUUCCCCCUAUUUUUUGGUUAUGUAAACAAGAUUUUAUUCAUUGAAAGUUGACAAGAGAAUUUUGGGUUUUUAUUUGUUA
Amborella trichopoda is the source of this 4106-nucleotide messenger RNA. It is a transcript of the gene SAD2, whose product is annotated as ARM repeat superfamily protein. The record is from RefSeq and is a predicted model, not a curated record. Gene Ontology annotation, molecular function: small GTPase binding. Gene Ontology annotation, biological process: protein import into nucleus. NCBI's taxonomy places the organism in Eukaryota, Viridiplantae, Streptophyta, Magnoliopsida, Amborellales, Amborellaceae. Gene Ontology annotation, cellular component: cytosol; nuclear envelope.